Phanerochaete carnosa HHB-10118-sp is the source of this 2046-nucleotide messenger RNA. RefSeq lists its product as uncharacterized. The transcript is spliced from 4 exons. The record is from RefSeq and is a predicted model, not a curated record. Lineage: Eukaryota; Fungi; Basidiomycota; Agaricomycetes; Polyporales; Phanerochaetaceae. Bases 1 to 2046 code for a protein of 681 amino acids.
AUGAAGACAGAGGCUCUCAUCGAACUUCUCAUCGAAACCAGCAAGCCUGACCCCCGCCCGUCCACCCGCAACCGCUCCUCUUCCUUCCGCAUCGUCAGCAGUCGUCCAGGCUCCAGCAGUGGCAUCAGACAGCGCGUCGGCUCCAUGAUCAUACACGACGUUCCAGACACCCAGGACGAACCGAUGGACGAAGACCUGCCAGAGAGACAGAAUCCAGUUCCCGACCCUGUCGCCCGAAACGGCGCUGCCACCCACCCAGUGCGGCAGCCAGUCACCAACGCCCCUGGGCCCGCAACGCGCACCCGCAACGCCGUCGAGUCCCAUCGCAGGAUCGGUUUGGGGCGGCCUAAAGCUCUUCAAGUGCCUCGUAUGCGUCCUGGUGUGCGGAAUGUCAGUUCGGGCAUACCGAAGAGGACGAGAGGCGGGAGCAAAAGCAUACCUCCGAGCCAGCUGCCCAUUCGAGAAGUGUCGGAAGAGCAAAUGCCGCAAGCUGGGCCCUCAGGUACAAAGCACGACGCCCCAACAGCCCGCUCUUCGCCUCUUACCGACAUUCCUUCUCGUUCAUCAGCCGAAAACAUCUUCAAAUCCCACGAGCCAUCUGCUGUACUGAGUCAUUCGUCGCAAGCCCAAAUAGCCGAAAUGCAAGCAGAGCUAAAACGGCUAACGAGCAAAGCCUCGGAUAUCGACACUUUGCGCGAUAUGGUAGAGGAUCUAAAGAUUGAAGUGGCUGCGCUAAGAUCGCAGUCCAUGACGAGUACGCUUGAGGCUCAGGUGAGAGCACUGCAAGAGGAGAUCGCAUCAUUACGAGUCGCUGCAGCCACGGAUUCUAGCGGAACCAGGACGCUCUCAAGCGACUACCUUGUCGUACCCACUACUUCCAGCUCAAUACCGGGGCCGUCCGAUGAAAACGAAACGCUGUCGGCCUUGGGCAAGCGCAAUAGGACUUUAGAGGACGAUGACAAUAUUGUCGGGGUUAUUGAAGCAGGUGAAGAGGUUGGGAUGAGUGCAGAGGUGUGUCAGACACAUGUCAUACGACCAGCAAGAAAACGUGGGAAGCUGGCAGAGAAGGAACCAAGUCCAGGUGCCUUGGCCCGGUGGGACAGCACAGACGACGUCGAUCAGAUGGACGAGGCGGAAGUGCCACCUCCAAUCCUUCAGGUUCCUCGCGGUCCCGCCUUUACAGUUUUUAGUGGACCCGAGGAACCACCAGAACCACCGGAAACCAACUCCCAAUCUGGUUCGCAAACCCGUACGCCAUCGACUGGUGCAACGCCUAUCAUCGCGACGAGUACUGCGAACGGGGCUGAGAACCAGGCUCCAUCCACGGGCAACAACGCGUUCACGUUCAACUUUGCGACGUCCAUCUUCCAGCGGCCUGCAACUCCGACGCCCGCGGCGGGCGGGCCGAUGCCUGCGCUGGCAGCACCGACGAGCCCGACGCCAGCCUACGUCGAGCGCAACGGCCGGCGGGAGCGCAACGACCCGUUCCACCCGCUCGGGCCGCCGCGACGCCCGCCGUCCCAGGUGAGCCGCACGGCGGCAGCACCACCCACCACCUCCUCGAACGCUCAGCGGACGGGGGAAGCCACCGUCAGCCCCGCGGCGUUCACGCACACGCCGCCGCUUCCCUCCCUCCACGAGGAGCCGCGGUCCACAGCGGAGGGGCAGACGACCACCAUCACCAACCACCCACCGCCGCCACCGCCGCCGGCGGUGGCGACAGCGGCGAGCACGCACCUGCGCGCCCCGCUCGCUGGGAGCUCGAACUCGACCCUACCCCCCUCUUCGUCUGGCGCGCCGCCGCCGCCCGCGGCGCCAACAGCAACGACGGUACAGGCAGCACCAGCGGGGCCCGCGAGGACUGGGAGCUCGGCGAUCCCUGGACUCGCCCUCGUCCCGCUGCCGAGCGCGCCCGAGACGCCGGCGCCGCCGGUGCGGCGGACGAUGUACGGGACGGAGCGCGACAUGGACACGCGCUUCGGGGAUUUUGGGCUCGAGGGGGUCGCGAGCCUGAGCUUCUGGAGCGCGGCCCCCGGGGGGUUCUGA